Messenger RNA from Candidula unifasciata, 794 nucleotides. Lineage: Eukaryota; Metazoa; Mollusca; Gastropoda; Stylommatophora; Geomitridae. The record is from the annotation of a GenBank genome assembly.
CAGGUGACCAAGUGUGCCAUGAGGGAGAUCAUAUACAAUAUGAACAUCCUGAAGGUGGUUUCUUAUUGGAGGACGUAGUUUCUGUAUCUGGUACAGAGAAACGACUAACAGUAAGGCAUGAUGGUCUUGCCUUUGAAAGCCAGGUCACUGGUGCAAGCAGUAAAAACAAUACAGACCUCUGUUUAAUUUGGCAAGAUGUGAUCUGUGCAGUUAAAGAUGCUCAGUCUAAAAGUGGCAAGCAACUGGAUUCAUUCACAGUCCAUUACAUUCAUCACAAAGGCAGCAAUAAAUUAAAAGUUCAGCAUGUACAAGUCACUACCAGAGAAGGUGAAGUAGACAAAUGGAUCCAUGCUAUUAACAUGAAAUGCCAAAAGGUGCCUGGACGACCCAAAAAAGUCUUUGUCAUCAUUAAUCCUAUUAGUGGUUCCAAGACAGGAUUGAAGGUCUAUCAGAAGAAAGUAGCACCCUUGUUUGACUUGGCUGGGAUGCAUACAACUGUAACAAUUACAGAAAGGUCCAAACAUGCUGUAGAAUUGGGCGAGCACCAGGAUUUCUCAGGCUAUGACGCUAUUGUUGUUGUUGGUGGUGAUGGAUUGUACCAAGAAGUUCUUCUGGGUUUCACUGUAAGGAUUCAGAAAGAGGCAAAGGUAGACUAUAAUAAUCCAGAAUCAGUCUUUAUAAAGCCUGCUAUCCCUUUUGGAGUCAUCCCCACAGGUACAGGAAAUGGUAUUGCUGGAUGGUGUUAUGGUAUUCUUGAUGAAGUAACGGCAGCUCUUAAUAUAAUCAGAGAUAAU